ACAAAUAAAUUACAAGUCUAAUUGAUUUGUGUUUUGGUUUCUAGAAAUAAAUUAACUUGAAGUAAAUAAUAUUUCGUCAAGUUGAUGGUGGGGAGGCAACAUUACCAAUGUCAAGUGGACUUUUAUUAAGUUUUAAAUUUAUAAAUGGAUUCUGAUUUUUAUUUUACUUCUACACAACACGUUUCUGGAUCGGAAAGGUUAUCAGAAUCUCAAUACAUCAACAGCACCUUUUCCGAAUACUCACCCCCAAAAUAUGAUAUCGAUCAGGAUCUUGAUCACUCUCAAUAUUUAAAGGCUGUAGAUGAGAAUUUCACAGAGGAGGAUACCUGGAAGGUCAUAGGUUCAUUUUUUAAUGAACACGGGUUGGUUCACCAACAAAUUGAAAGUUUUAAUGAUUUCAUAACAUAUCGUAUGCAGGAGAUCAUAGACGCACACCCACCAAUUGAGAUCACGCCGCAGCCAAAUUAUCGACCUGAAGAGGAGGAGGAAAAUAGUAUACUCUAUAGAUUAAAAUUUGGCCAGCUAUCUCUAAACAAGCCUUCGGUGGAAGAGAAGGAUGGAGUUUUCAAACACAUAUGGCCGCAAGAAGCAAGACUGAGAAACUUAACAUACGCCUCCCAAGUGUACAUUGACAUUGAGCAGGAGACAUUUGUUAAUGAAAAUGGAAAGCUGGUCCAAACAGACUCCACAGUGUACCCAAGAGUUCCUCUGUGUAGAAUGCCAAUGAUGCACAAGUCCUCAUACUGCUGGACCAGAGGCCUUAACGACCGGGAUUUGUCAGAUAUCGGCGAGUGUGUAUUUGACCAAGGAGGUUACUUCGUUGUUAACGGAGGAGAGAGAGUUUUAAUAGCUCAGGAGAGAAUGGCGAACAACUUCGUCUAUGUUUUCAAUAAGAAAAACUCCAAGUAUUCAGCAGUUGCACAGCUUAGAUCACAACCUGACUUCAUCCAGGGAGUUACAUCCCUUACAAUUAUGAUUUCAAAUUCGCAACUCACAAAAAAUAAGAUGGUGGCAGUACUCCCGUAUAUCAGAAGUGAUAUACCAGUUCCGAUACUUUUCAGAGCACUUGGGUGUAUCUCAGACAGGGAUAUACUCCAGAGAAUAGUGUACGAUUUCUCAGACACUCAAAUGCUGUCGUUAAUGAGAGCAAGCCUUGAAGAAUGUUCGGAAUUCACUUCACAAGAACAAUGCCUUGACUUUAUAGGUAAAAGAGGCCCUACAGUGGGAGCACUUCACGAGGAGCGUCUAAAUUUUGCUAAGGAAACACUACGCCGUCACUUCUUACCACACGUUGGGACAGAAGUGGGUUCUGAGUCUAAAAAGUGUUUUUACCUGGGGUACAUGAUACACAGGCUACUCCUAAACCAGUUAGGACGUAUAAAUGAAGAUGACAGAGAACACUUCGGAAAGAAAAGACUAGAUCUAGCUGGGUCCCUAAUGGCAAGUAGCUUUGGGACAUUGUUUAGAAAGCUGGCCAAGGAUGUUGAAAGGUUCCUAAAAAAUCAAAUUGAUUCAGGACGCUCGUUUGACGUGGCAGGAGCUAUUAAAUCUUGCUCACAAAUAACACAAGGCCUACAAUAUCAACUCCUAACGGGAAAUUGGGGAAGAGAUAAGGAUGGAAAUGUAGUGAGAACAGGAGUUUCACAAGUCUUGAAUCGUUUAACAUUUGCAUCAUAUUUGUCACACCUUAGAAGAUUAAACACACCACUAGGAAGAGAAGGGAAAAUGGCAAAGCCGAGACAGUUACACAAUACACAUUGGGGAAUGAUAUGCCCAGCAGAAACCCCAGAAGGGCAAGCCGUUGGUUUGGUAAAGAACCUAGCAUUGAUGUGUUAUAUAAGUGUCGGAAGCCUAUCAAGCACAAUCCUGGACUUUUUGCUGGAGUUUGGAAUGGACUCUUUGGAUGAAAUAAGUCCAAUUUUGAUAAAAGACAGAGUUAAGAUAUUCCUAAACGGUACCUGGGUAGGAGUUUUCAACCAGCCAGAUUCUUUGGUAAACGUACUGUUGGAGCUGAGAAGGAAGGGAAAUAUAAGUAGCGAAACGUCAAUAGUAAGAGAUAUCAUGUCAAACGAGAUUAAAAUAUUCACAGAUGCAGGUCGUUCAAUGAGGCCCUUGUAUAUAGUUGAGAAUAACCGACUGUUGAUAACAAAGAAGCACGCUGACAUGAUAGAAAACCGUCAAUUGACCUGGUCAGGACUGCUGGAGACAGGAGUGGUGGAGUACAUUGAUUGUGAGGAGGAGGAGAUAUGUAUGAUAGCAAUGUUUCCAGACGAUCUUGUGAAUAAUAAUAACUACUGCAACAGUUACACACACUGUGAAAUACACCCGAGCAUGAUAUUGGGAGUGUGUGCCUCUAUUAUACCCUUCCCAGACCAGAACCAGAGUCCAAGGAACACAUACCAGUCGGCUAUGGGGAAGCAAGCCAUGGGAGUGUACAGCACAAACUAUAACUUAAGAAUGGAUACUCUAAGCCAUGUACUAUAUUAUCCACAGAAGCCAUUAGUGUGCACAAGAUCAAUGGAGUUUUUAAGGUUUAGAGAACUACCUGCAGGAAUUAACUCCAUAGUGGCAAUUAUGUGCUACACAGGAUACAACCAGGAAGACUCACUAAUCAUGAAUCAGUCAUCAAUUGAUAGAGGACUGUUUAGAUCAGUGUUCAACAGGACAUAUUCAUCGGAGGAAAAGUAUUUGGGUAGCACAGUUAUCGAGUCGUUCACCAAACCAACAGCAUCAGGAAACUUCUUAAAUUUGAAGAGGGGGGAUUACUCGAAACUAGAUAAUGAUGGGCUUGUUGAGCCAGGAAGCAGAGUAUUGGGAGAUGACAUCAUAAUAGGAAGAUCAUCACCAGUGGAAGCAGACCCAAAUAACCCACAAUACACCUCUGAAAUGAAUUUGAGAAUGGACUGUAGUUGUUGCCUGAGACCUAACGAAAAUGGAGUGGUGGAUAACGUUCUUUUAACAGUAAACAACAAGGGGUGUAAAUUCACAAAAGUAAAGGUGCGAAGUAUAAGAGUGCCCCAAAUUGGAGAUAAGUUCGCAAGCAGACAUGGCCAGAAAGGAACGAUAGGAAUGACGUUUAGAAUGGAAGAUCUCCCAUUCACAUGUGAUGGGAUAGUACCUGAUAUUAUCAUGAACCCACACGCCGUGCCCUCAAGAAUGACAAUAGGACACCUGAUUGAGUGUUUACUAGGGAAAGUUGGAUCUCUGGUUGGUAUGGAAGGUGACGCAACACCAUUCAGUAAAAUGACACUGGACCAGAUUUCUAACCGUUUAUUCAAGUGCAGAUACUCGAGAUACGGAAAUGAAGCCUUCCAUAACGGAUUCACAGGUAACCUGAUGGCGAGUAAGAUAUUUGUUGGUCCAACAUAUUACCAAAGAUUGAAACAUAUGGUGGAGGAUAAAAUACAUGCUAGAGCUAGAGGGCCAGUAACAAUGUUGACAAGGCAGCCAACAGAAGGACGCUCUAGAGAAGGUGGGCUCAGGUUUGGAGAAAUGGAACGUGACUGUAUGAUAUCACACGGAGCAGCAAAGAUGCUCAAGGAAAGGUUAUUUGAUCAAUCAGACGCAUACAGAGUACACGUUUGCAAUUUCUGCGGACUACUCUCAGUAGCAAACCUGAACAACAGCUCAUUCCAGUGCACAGCAUGCGAUAAUAAGACACAAAUCUCACAAGUCACAAUUCCCUACGCCUGCAAACUACUCCUACAGGAGUUAAUGGCGAUGGCAAUUUAUCCAAAGUUAAUUUUAACCGAAGCCUAGAACAGAAAGCCCAGAACAGAAAGGCUGGAAUAAAUUAGGCUGGAACAACAGAAUAUUUCAACGAAACCUUAUUUUAACUUAUUUUUUAAAUUUUCAUAAA
Molecule: messenger RNA, 3859 nt
Organism: Theileria parva strain Muguga
Lineage: Eukaryota; Apicomplexa; Aconoidasida; Piroplasmida; Theileriidae
Gene: RPB2
Product: DNA-directed RNA polymerase II subunit 2
Exons: 13
Coding region: 145-3759 (1204 amino acids)
Biological process (GO): DNA-templated transcription
Cellular component (GO): RNA polymerase II, core complex
Molecular function (GO): ribonucleoside binding; DNA binding; DNA-directed RNA polymerase activity
Source: RefSeq, a predicted model, not a curated record